Messenger RNA from Bufo gargarizans (Asiatic toad), 2224 nucleotides. RefSeq names its product 6-phosphofructo-2-kinase/fructose-2,6-biphosphatase 1 (gene PFKFB1). Bases 597 to 1886 code for a protein of 429 amino acids. The transcript is spliced from 15 exons. NCBI's taxonomy places the organism in Eukaryota, Metazoa, Chordata, Amphibia, Anura, Bufonidae. Gene Ontology annotation, biological process: fructose metabolic process; fructose 2,6-bisphosphate metabolic process. Gene Ontology annotation, molecular function: 6-phosphofructo-2-kinase activity; ATP binding; fructose-2,6-bisphosphate 2-phosphatase activity. Gene Ontology annotation, cellular component: 6-phosphofructo-2-kinase/fructose-2,6-biphosphatase complex; cytosol. The record is from RefSeq and is a predicted model, not a curated record.
AGCUAAAGAUCCUUCCUACUGCAGGCCGGCUCCUCUCGUGCUGCACGCAGGGGGUGGUUGUACUCAUGCUGGGGGUAGUACCUGUCUUCCAGGAACCUCAUUUCCUUCUAAUAUGUCUUAAGUCAGGGUGUCCUGGGAUUGGCCCAGGGUGUCAGGCGCUCCCUUGCAGGCAGCCAGAGGAUUAUUCAGCAUUGCAAGAACAGCAGGUGUUUGAGGCAUAUAUUAAGCUGCAGUCAGGGAGGCAGAAAGGGCAGGGGCAGCUUUUAUUUUUAUUCCUGUUUGGGUGACGCUGACCUUUCAUACGUGCGGGGAGCUGAAGGCUGGCGGUGGCCGGGGUCAUAUGCACUCGAAGCAAUGGACAGGGAGAAGAGGACACAAGAAGACAAAGCCUCCCGGAUCCCAGGGGGUUUGUCGGCGCAGAGGAUUCACCCAUAGCGUGAAGGCCCGGAGGGUAGCAGAAAAUUCCGGCCCACUGUGCAUGCGCGAAGAAGACCCACAGAAGGUAGCAGAAAAUUCCGGGUAACAGAAAAUUCCGGAACACCGGAACCCAGCAGUGAGGACCAGCAUCUAUACCCCAGUUCACCAACUCCCCCACAAUGAUCAUCAUGGUUGGGCUCCCUGCCCGAGGAAAAACGUACAUCUCCAAGAAACUCACUCGCUACCUCAACUGGAUUGGAACCCCAACGAAAGUAUUUAAUGUGGGACAGUAUCGCCGCGAAGCCGUGCAGACUUACAAGAACUACGAAUUCUUCCGCUCGGACAAUCAGGAAGCCAUGAGGAUACGAAAGCAGUGUGCACUCCAUGCCCUGAGGGACGUCCAUACUUAUCUGACGAGGGAGGAAGGACAAGUUGCGGUCUUCGAUGCCACCAACACCACCAGAGAGAGGAGGUCUAUGAUCCUGCAGUUUGCUAAGGAACGGGGUUUUAAGGUUUUCUUCAUUGAAUCCAUCUGUGAUGACCCGGACAUCAUUGCUGAAAAUAUCACUCAAGUGAAGUUAUCGAGUCCGGAUUACAAGGACUGCGAUCGGGAAAAGGUGGUGGAAGAUUUCCUCAAGCGAAUUGAAUGUUAUCAGAUGACUUAUGAGCCGCUGCAUGAUGACCGGGAUGGCGAUCUGUCUUAUAUUACGAUUUUUAAUGUUGGGAACCGAUACCUGGUGAACCGGGUCCAGGAUCACAUUCAGAGCCGCACGGUCUACUACCUGAUGAACAUUCACGUGACCCCUCGCUCUAUCUACCUGACCCGGCAUGGGGAAAGUGAUCUCAACCUCAUGGGCAGGAUUGGAGGGGACUCUGGGCUUUCAGCUCGUGGAAAGCAGUACGCCCAUGCACUGGGAAACUUUGUUAGAUCACAGAAAAUUACAGACCUAAAAGUAUGGACCAGUCACAUGAAGCGCACCAUCCAGACGGCAGAAGCGCUGGACGUCCCUUACGAGCAGUGGAAGGCCUUGAAUGAGAUAGAUGCAGGGGUGUGUGAGGAGAUGACGUAUGAAGAAAUACAGGAACAUUUUCCAGAAGAGUUUGCACUAAGAGACCAGGACAAAUAUCGUUACAGAUACCCCAAAGGAGAGUCCUAUGAGGACCUGGUGCAGCGACUGGAGCCGGUUAUCAUGGAGCUGGAGCGUCAGGAGAACGUGCUGGUGGUCUGUCACCAGGCCGUCAUGCGCUGUUUGCUGGCUUAUUUCCUGGACAAAACUGCAGAAGAAUUGCCAUACCUGAAAUGUCCUCUGCACACCGUGCUGAAACUGACGCCCGUAGCUUAUGGUUGUAAAGUAGAAUCGAUCUACCUGAAUGUGGAAGCCGUAAAUACACACCGAGAAAAGCCAUUGAACGUAGCGGUGUCUCGGGAUCCCGGGGAGGCGUUGGACACGGUCCCAGCACACUUUUAAAUCUGAAUGAUUAGAGGCUGAAUUUUUAUUUUUUUAAUGCAUUUUUUUUUUUUGUCAAGUAGGAAGUUGAGCAAUAGGAAAUCUGCUAACGAGCUGUAGAUAUGUUUUAGACUGUUGUGGUUUAACCCUUUUUAUCCCAAACCAUUUUAAGUCACGUUGUAGUGGUCACAAACAGACUGAGGAUACAAGCCAUCUAAGUUUCUGAUGGAUGCCUGAGGCUGGUUUAGGGUCCAUUCACACGUCCGUUGUUUCUUUCCUGAUCUGUUCCGUUUUUUGCGGAACAGAUCUGGACCCAUUCAUUUUCAAUGGGUCCUGAAAAAAAAUCUGACAUUGUGCUG